Raphanus sativus (radish) is the source of this 1861-nucleotide messenger RNA. RefSeq lists its product as uncharacterized. The transcript has 2 exons. Bases 227 to 1687 code for a protein of 486 amino acids. Lineage: Eukaryota; Viridiplantae; Streptophyta; Magnoliopsida; Brassicales; Brassicaceae. Gene Ontology annotation, biological process: regulation of translational fidelity; 'de novo' cotranslational protein folding. The record is from RefSeq and is a predicted model, not a curated record. Gene Ontology annotation, molecular function: Hsp70 protein binding; ribosome binding. Gene Ontology annotation, cellular component: cytosol.
UCUCUCUUUAGCUCUCUCCUCUUUCCCUCUCUUCAUUGAGCUUCCGCCGCCGUUUCCUCCUGAAAAAAUUGAAACUUUCUCCUUCAACUUCACCGUCUCUUUCGGGACUGCGAUAACUUCGGAGGUUAAAACUGCGACGGCAAGCUCAAGUAUUUGGUAUUAAACGUUUGUGCUCACUUUUUCGGAUUCUGGUUGAUUUUUGGAGCCUCCUACAGAGUGAUUCAUCAUGAAGCAGAGUUUGGGGAGUAACUCUGUUGUUAUUAAGCUGCUUACUUAUUCUAAUGAGCUUUUGGAGGGGAAACCUUUGUAUGCUUCUUCCAAUUCUCUCCCUGUGAAGGCUUUAAACCUUGAGCCUGCUGGUCAUUCCUUUCAUUCCGCUGCUCUCAGACUUAGUGGUUGUGCAAAGAAAGCCACAGGGGAAACAGAAGAUUCCUCUUCUGCAUCUCCUAAGAAAGCAGCAAACGAUGUGGAUGUGGAGGAUAUUCCUUCUUAUGAAACGUACAAGAACAACAGCAGCAAUAAGGGGAAGAAGAAGAAGAAGUCAGGGAAGGAGGAGAAAGAACAGCAUGAUCACUAUGCGCUGUUGGGUUUGGGCAGUUUGAGGUAUCUCGCAACAGAGGAUCAGAUCAGGAAAAGCUACCGGGACGCUGCUCUGAAGCAUCACCCUGACAAGCUUGCUGCCGCCCUCCUUCUUACUGAUGAGAGUGAAGAAGCGAAGGAAGCUAAAAAGGAGGCGAUUGAGUCUCACUUCAAGCUGAUCCAAGAAGCGUAUGAGGUUCUGAUGGACAAGACCAAGAGAAGAAUAUUCGACUCUACUGAUGAGUUUGAUGACGCGGUGCCGAGCGACUGUGCUCCCAAGGACUUCUUCAAGGUGUUUGGUCCAGCGUUUAAGAGGAACGCGAGGUGGUCUGUUAACUCUCGUGUGCCUGAUCUGGGAGAUGAGAACACGCCGGUCAAAGAGGUUGAUAAGUACUACAACUUCUGGUACGCUUUCAAAAGCUGGAGAGAGUUUCCUGAAGAGGAGGAGCACGAUCUCGAAGAAGCUGAGUCGCGUGAGGAGAAGAGGUGGAUGGAGAGAGAGAAUGCGAGGAAGACUCAGAAGGCGAGGAAGGAGGAGUAUGCUCGGAUAAGGACUCUUGUCGACAAUGCUUACAAGAAGGAUCCGAGGAUAGUGAAGAGGAAGGAGGAGGAGAAGGCUAAGAAGCAGGCAAAGAAGGAUGAAAAAGUUAAUGCCAAGAAGAAGCUGGAAGAUGAGGCUGCUGCAGCUAUUGAGGAAGAGAAGAGGCGGAAAGAAGAGGAAGCUAAACUCGCUGCAGAGGCUGCUGUGCUGCAGAAGAAAAACAAGGAGAAGGAGAAGAAGCUCCGUUCCAAGGAACGAAGCCGGCUCAGGACUCUCUCUGCACCUGUUCUGUCUCAGCGUCUGCUUGGCAUCUCUGUUGCAUACGUGGAGGAUCUGUGCAUGUCGCUUAGCACCGAGGAGCUGAGGAGUCUGUGCGACAAGAUGGAGAACAAGGAAGGGAUGAAGCUGGCAAAGGUGCUCAAGAAUGGGAACAAUGAUGAAGCUGAGAGUGAAGAAGAAGAAGAAGUGGUUCAAGUGGGUGCUAAGCAGAAUGGUCAUGUAGAAGCCAAUGGAUUUGCCAUGGUAGAUUCUGCUACUCAGAGCCCUCGAGCUGCUGCAAUGGUUUGAGGGUUUUGGUUUUGACAGAGAAGAGAAGAGCCUUCAGACUCUCAAUUUUUGUUUCCUACGUUUCAUAUUUUUCAUAUACAUCAUUGAUGAUGCUACUCUCCUUACAUCCGUGAGUGUUUUGACAAACAAACGAAUUAUUCUUAUUUUAUCUUUAUUUUGUUGUAAUUUUAUUCA